Messenger RNA from Rhodamnia argentea, 1404 nucleotides. RefSeq names its product pyridoxal phosphate homeostasis protein. Lineage: Eukaryota; Viridiplantae; Streptophyta; Magnoliopsida; Myrtales; Myrtaceae. The transcript is spliced from 7 exons. The coding region runs from base 99 to 836 and encodes 245 amino acids. The record is from RefSeq and is a predicted model, not a curated record. Gene Ontology annotation, molecular function: pyridoxal phosphate binding. Gene Ontology annotation, cellular component: intracellular anatomical structure.
CCCCCGAAAUCGGAAAAUCUCGAGUAAAGCAACGAGCGGCAUCACAGGAGCGGGACACGAUCCCGAGCAGUUGCAACGACCGAGAACCUUCGCGUUUCAUGGCCGCUCCCGCCGUGGAGAGCUUCGCUGUAGCGGCGCUCCGCUCCGUCAUGGUCCGAGUCCGUCAAGCGGCCGAGCGAUCCGGCGCGCGUGCCGAGAACGUGCGCGUCGUGGCCGUUUCGAAAACCAAGCCGGUCUCUCUUAUUCGCGAUGUCUACGACGCGGGUCACCGUUGUUUCGGCGAAAAUUACGUGCAAGAGUUCGUCGAGAAAGCUCCGCAGCUGCCCGAGGACAUUGAGUGGCAUUUCGUGGGGCAUUUGCAGAGCAACAAAGCCAAAACGCUUCUCUCUGCAGUUCCAAAUUUGGCAAUGGUUGAGGGCGUGGACAACGAGAAAAUUGCUAACCAUCUUGAUCAUGCCGUUUCAAGCCUUGGAAGAAAUCCAUUGAAAGUCUUGGUCCAAGUGAACACCAGUGGAGAAGUAUCUAAAUCUGGUGUGGAGCCUGCAAAUUGUUUGGAGCUUGUGAAAUACGUCAAAUCGCGGUGCCCCAACUUGGAAUUUUCUGGCUUAAUGACAAUAGGGAUGCCAGACUACACAUCAACUCCAGCGAAUUUCCAGACACUUUCAAACUGUAGAACAGAGGUUUGCAAGGCACUAGGAAUCAAUGAGGGGCAAUGUGAGUUGUCAAUGGGCAUGUCCGGUGAUUUUGAGCAAGCAAUUGAGAUGGGGAGCACAAAUGUGAGAAUUGGUUCCACCAUAUUCGGCCCCAGGGAUUAUUCAAAGAAGCGACCGAAUUAGUGUGCUCUUUACCUGAUACGUGAGUGAAUGACAAUGGUCCGUGCAUGCAACCUUGUAAUUAGUUGAUUAAGGUAUCUUGCAGUUACUUGAUUAAGCGUCUAUUAUUUGGUUGAUCAGAUAUCUACAAUGGCUAGGCCCUUGUAUCUAUGGAUUCUGUAGCCGUUGCUGCAAUACUUAAGCAAUAGAAAAUCAAAAUUCUAGCGAGAGAAAGAUUUGGGCAUUUGAGGAAUACCCACAAGGUCGUUGCGGCUUCUAGACUUCAAUAGGAAUUUUUUCUGAUGGAAAGCAUCUUGGUGAUGCUUCUUAAGUUGCUCUGGAUAGAAUAGAGCGGAGCUACAGGUUAGGAUCAUGACGAUGAUUAUGGAGCUGUAGGUUAUGAUGACAACGAUGAUCACAAUGCAGAAACUAUUAUGAUGGAUGAUGCAGAGGACUAUAAGGCGUUGUCUGCUACAGAAGGACUUGAGUUUGUUUUCCAAUAGCUCAGAAAGCAUGCCAAGCACAGGUAUUGUCACAAUCUGCAUGAGAAUUGAGAAGUGAAACGAAGGUGUAUUUUUUGCACUUUUUCAGU